Cooperia oncophora is the source of this 1620-nucleotide messenger RNA. The record is from the annotation of a GenBank genome assembly. NCBI's taxonomy places the organism in Eukaryota, Metazoa, Nematoda, Chromadorea, Rhabditida, Trichostrongylidae.
AUGGUCAUGGAGGAAGACACGGAUAUCAAACUAAAAACGCGGUUUCUAGGCCAAGUUCUAGUGCUAUACGCUCGUCCUCCUCUUCAAAUAGAAAGCUUCUUUUCAUUGUUGAAAGAAGCUUGCCAGCAACCACCAUCUCAUCCAAUAACUGUCAAAUGGAUCGAUGAAGAUGGCGACCCUGUUUCGAUUGAUAGUCAACGAGAACUGGACGAAGCGGUUCGUAUAUUGCAGCAGAGUGGUGAUGCUGAACUGAAUAUUCACGUGUUUCUCGGUCAACCUGCUCUACCAGGUCUUCCAUGUGAAGGAGAGGACAGAAAUGUGUAUCGUAGAGGAGCCCGUCGGUGGAAGAAAAUUUACCUAUUCAAUGGGCAUCGAUUUCAAGCAAAGCGUCUCAAUAGGAGGAUCCAGUGUUUCAUUUGUAACGAUUACAUAUGGGGAAUUGGUCGCCAGGGAUAUAGAUGUGCAGACUGUCGUCUUUGCGUUCACAAGAAGUGUCAUCGGCUAGUCAGAACGUCCUGCGGGCAGGCUUUGUCACCAUCGAUAACGCCUUCGCAACAAAACAGCGCUUACCCUGCAAGUGCCUAUCACGGUGGAUCUCAGAACGGUGGAGAAAAAGCCUCAUUUACCGGACUCGAUAACGGAGCUUUUCAAGAAGCAGAAGUGGAUUUGUCCGUUCAACCAUCUUGUGCACCUGCGACUACGGAAGGCUCAUUACCCAGUAAAUGGUCCGUUUCACUGAGUGACUUCCGUCUUCUCACUGUUAUCGGUCGUGGCUCUUAUGCGAAGGUGGUGCAAGCGGAACACAUAAAAACGAAAGAAAUUUAUGCCAUAAAGAUAAUCAAAAAACAAAUGUUCAAUGAAGAUGAGGACAUUGAUUGGGUGCAAACGGAAAAAUCAGUGUUCGAAGCCGCUUCGAACUAUCCUUUCCUAGUAGGGCUGCACUCUUGUUUUCAGACCGAAUCACGACUCUUCUUUGUCAUUGAGUUUGUACCUGGUGGAGAUUUGAUGUUUCACAUGCAGCGUCAGCGUAAACUUCCUGAAGACCAUGCACGAUUCUACUCGUGUGAAAUCAUCCUGGCUCUACACUUCCUUCAUUCCCGUGGCAUCAUUUAUCGUGAUUUGAAGCUCGACAAUGUGUUGAUUGAUGCAGAAGGGCACGUAAAGCUCACAGAUUACGGAAUGUGUAAGGAGAACAUAGGGCCAGGAGAUGUCACGUCUACGUUCUGCGGCACACCAAACUACAUUGCACCGGAAAUCCUUCGGGGUGAAGACUACGGUUUCAGUGUCGAUUGGUGGGCUCUUGGUGUGCUCAUUACGAAAUUGAUGGCUGCGUCGAUUAUUCUUGAGAAACAGAUCAGGAUACCUCGCAGUUUAUCCGUCAAAGCUGCUUCAGUGCUAAAGCAGUUCUUGAAUAAGUUGGAACAGAGGCAAGUUGCACCUCCCUAUAAUCCGUCCGUGGAGAAUGAUCGCGAUCUUCAACACUUCGACACCCAGUUCACAGAUGAGGCUCCAAAUUUGACUCCUGAUGACCCGAACGUCAUCGCCAAAAUUGACCAAAGCGAGUUCGAUGGAUUUGAAUAUGUGAAUCCAUUGCAAAUGAGCAAAGAAGACGCUGUGUAG